Messenger RNA from Pisolithus orientalis, 3914 nucleotides. Its product is annotated as heavy metal translocatin. Gene Ontology annotation, cellular component: membrane. The coding region runs from base 138 to 3467 and encodes 1109 amino acids. The record is from RefSeq and is a predicted model, not a curated record. The transcript has 12 exons. Gene Ontology annotation, molecular function: P-type divalent copper transporter activity; ATP binding; ATP hydrolysis activity. Gene Ontology annotation, biological process: copper ion homeostasis; monoatomic cation transport. NCBI's taxonomy places the organism in Eukaryota, Fungi, Basidiomycota, Agaricomycetes, Boletales, Pisolithaceae.
CAUUUAUUGGAUACAGGGCUAACUUCAUCAUUGGUGCAAGCUAUAUCACAACAUGAGCCAUUUAUUGAACAAGUGUCUCACCGAAAAAUGUCACCCUCCUUGGCCCGGCUUAUAAGGUCCCGUCUCGCUGGUCGAUAAUGCCUACCACGACAGUACUGCUCUUAUCAAAUCUGCACUGUGCCAGCUGCGUCAGUACCAUCAAGGACGGCCUCUUUGCGCUCCGACCUCAACCCAUAGCGAUCGAUGUAUCCAUCGUGCAUCAGGCAGUUAUCGUUCAGCAUCCCUUUUCUUUAUCCUCGAGUACGAUCCGACUUGUCCUCGGAGAUGCUGGCUUCGAAAUAUUCUAUCCUUGUGACUCGACUUGUCGAGCUGAUUGCCCGAAUGGCGAUUUGGAGGCCGGAAAGCGUACCAAGCAUGUCCAACAAUGUUCUUCGUGUCAACGGGAGGCUUUACUUGCCUCGAAAGAUAUUUCCUCGGAAAUUCGGUUAAUUGAUUCUGCCCCGUCCUUCUCAGGCAUCGACGAAACUGCAAGAGAAGGCGGUCCUUCCGGAGAAAAGGAUGGCCCAGUAACCGCUCUCGAGCCGGAACCAGACGACCGAAUACCUCAUCGUCUCAGUCUGGCGGUCAGUGGCAUGACCUGUGCUUCCUGUGCUGCCUCCAUCACGGAAGUUGUCUCUCGUCUUCCCGGAGUUUCGCAAGUUUCUGUCAAUGUCCUAGGCGAUUCAGCCACGCUAGUUGUCGAGAGCAAAGACUUGAUUGCCUCCGUGAUAGAAGCAAUCGACGACUGUGGUUUUGGCGUUGAAUUGCUCGCUGCAGAAGCACUCUCCUCUUCAACUAGUGAGGAUGCUGCCACUCAUUCUAGGACUGUUACCUUGCAAAUACACGGGAUGUUUUGCCGGCAUUGUCCAGGGAAAGUUAUGAAGGCUUUGAACGGCCUUCAGCCACGCCUUACGGUGACAAAACCUGUGAUAGAUCACACGAAUCCUAUCGUGGAAGUUUCCUACCAACCCUCUUCUCCAGAAUUUACCAUCCGCACAAUUAUGUCUGCCGUUGUUUCUGCUGAUCCAAAUGUAUUCACCGUUUCGAUUUUCAAACCCCCGACCCUGGAGAGUCGAGCGCGUUCCAUGCUGAAGCACGAACAACGAGCUAUUAUCCACCGCCUCGUAUUCACCACUGCCCUCGCUGUACCAACACUUAUCAUUGGGGUCGUUUAUAUGAGCCUGGUUUCCUCUCAAAAUCCAAUUAGACGCUAUUUCAUGGAACCUAUAUGGAAAGGGAAUGCUUCACGAGCGCAGUGGAUCCUGUUCUUCUUAGCUACACCUGUCAUGGUUUAUGGUGCUUGGCUCUUUCAUCGACGGAGCGCAAAAGAGAUAAGAGCUCUGUGGCGCAAGGGGAGCACCACUCCAGUGUUGAAGCGUCUUAUCAGGUUUGGGAGCAUGAAUCUCCUGAUAUCAAGUGGGGUAUCUGUAGCUUACUUUUCUUCUGUGGCCGUUUUAGCUCUGGCUGCUUCCCAGCCGCCGGCGGUGAAUGGGGUGGGAGAUACGACCACAUUCUUCGACUCCGUCAUCUUCUUGACUAUGUUUCUCCUCUUCGGCCAGUAUUUGCAAAUAUACAGUAAGGCACGAACUGCAGAUGCGUUGACAGCGCUAGGCUCCCUUCGGCCUGCGGAGGCGCUGCUACUACUCUACGGAAACCCCUCUUUCGUUCAAAUGGAAGAAUCCAGUAACUUCGAUGCCGAUGUCGAGAAAGGAAGUGGUAGUUCAGAUAAUGGCAACCUAUCUGUAGCUCCCGGCCAAAAGGUGGAGAAGGUUUCAAUUGACUCACUGGAAGUCGGGGAUAUCGUUCGAGUUCUAAACGGUUCUAGUCCUCCUUGCGAUGGUACGAUCGUGUCGAAUACUGAGGCACUGUUCGACGAGAGCUCGUUAACUGGAGAAGCAAAACUCGUGAAGAAGAGGGCUGGCGACCAAGUGCUUGUCGGGACUAUCAACAAAUCGAAGGUCGUCGAUAUUAGGGUAGAUGCGGUUGGUGGUACGACAAUGUUGGACCAUAUCAUUGAUGUCGUGCGCGAGGGACAAGCGCGUCGCGCUCCCAUCGAACGAGUUGCGGAUGCGGUCACUGGGAUUUUCGUUCCAAUAGUGACUCUUCUUGCAAUCGCUACCUGGGUGAUUUGGCUGUCAUUGGGCUAUUCCGGCGCACUUCCCCGUAGCUACCUUGACAUCAAUACAGGGGGAUGGGUGGUAUGGUCUCUCCGGUUCGCUGCAGCAGUGUUUGUGGUUGCUUGUCCAUGUGGCAUUGGGUUAGCAGGUCCGACUGCUCUCCUGGUGGGUUCAGGAGUAGCCGCUCGACAUGGUAUCCUCGUGAGGGGAGGGGGGGAAGCCUUCCAGGACAUGGCUGAAAUAGACACCAUCGUUUUCGACAAGACGGGCACAUUGACCGAAGGCGGGCAGCCACGAGUUUCUGACUACCAGAUUACCACUUCGUCGAGCAAAUGGACUCGCGGCGUAGUCUUUGGAAUCACUGCAGAGAUGGAAUCGGCAUCAAGCCACCCGCUGGCCAAUGCAAUUAGGCGUCAUGCUGAGAUCCACGGGGCUACAAACAUGCACGCGACUGAUUUGGAAGAAGUGGCCGGAAUGGGUAUGAAGGCUCGCUUCGAGAGUCUUGGCUGUGCAGCUGUCGUCGGAAGUGAGACGUGGAUCACCCAACAGGGUGCGGCGAUCGACGUAUCCACAUCUUCUGCCCUGCGGAAAUGGAAGAAAGAAGGAAAAAGUGUUGCCUUGCUGGCAGUCAAGGAUGUCGCGAGUGGUGCCGUAGAGGUCGUCGCCAUCUUCGCGAUCACAGACCCGUUAAGACCCGAGGCCGGCCACGUUGUCCAGAAAUUGCAAAAGAACGGGAUUGGAACGUGGAUGGUUUCUGGCGACAACGAGACAACCGCAAAGGCAGUAGCUAGUGUGGUGGGAAUUCCCUUAAGUAAUGUCAUUGCGGGAGUCCUACCACACGAGAAGGCUCAAAAGAUCGAAUGGUUACAGCAAAACGGGGAUAAGCGACUUCGAUCAAGGUGGCGGAAAUGGUUCCAACAGCCGGUAAAAAGUGAACGAUGUGUUGUCGCAAUGGUAGGCGACGGGAUUAAUGAUGCUCCGGCACUGGCUGCAGCAGACGUGGGCAUUGCGAUUGGGUCCGGCAGCGAGGUUGCAAUAUCAAGCGCCUCCUUUAUCUUACUAUCGUCUAAUCUACGAAGUCUGCUUACUCUGGCCGAUUUGUCUCGCAAAGUCCUGAACCGAGUUAAAUUGAAUUUUGUGUGGGCAAUAGGGUACAACCUCGUCGCUGUUCCCAUUGCUGCUGGUGUGCUGUACCCAGCUAGUCACAUUCGUCUUUCUCCUGCCUGGGCAUCUCUAGCAAUGGCUUUAUCCUCGGUUUCUGUGGUUGCGUCUUCCCUUCUGCUGAAGUGGUAUAAGCAGCCUGAUGUUUGAUGAUCUGCUUUAAUGCGUCAUAGCUCAUCUGUGAUAAUAUCUUUGCUGGAUUGGACUGGAUCUUUACUGGAAGUGUUCAAAGAAAUUGGGUCUUGUCUCCGACCUGCAGGGACUCGGUUGCACGACAACGGGGUGGAGCCGCUGGAUCGGUAGGUUCAUCUGCUUGCUCGGGACAUGCAGCUGAGAUUAAGAUGGUGGUAACAGCGUAGCCUUAGAUGUCUAUCCAUGUACUAUCUGUUGUGUAACAUUAGAAAUUAACUUCAGAAGAAGGGAGUGGUGAGGAGGUGCGAAAUGAGUCGGGCAAGGAAGUCGAGCUGCAACUAUCUACCUUAGGUAAUGGUUGGAGAUACAUAGGGGGCUGGCCUUGCUCAUUUGCCGCUCUGCCGCACAUCUGGACCCUCACCUCAUCCACUAGCGUCUUAGUAUCUGUGGUUUCCAAGUCCUUUC